Mauremys mutica (yellowpond turtle) is the source of this 687-nucleotide messenger RNA. RefSeq names its product agouti signaling protein (gene ASIP). Bases 226 to 618 code for a protein of 130 amino acids. The record is from RefSeq and is a predicted model, not a curated record. Gene Ontology annotation, biological process: hormone-mediated signaling pathway; melanosome organization; positive regulation of melanin biosynthetic process. The transcript is spliced from 6 exons. Gene Ontology annotation, cellular component: extracellular region. Gene Ontology annotation, molecular function: neuropeptide hormone activity; melanocortin receptor binding. NCBI's taxonomy places the organism in Eukaryota, Metazoa, Chordata, Testudines, Geoemydidae.
UGUGUGUGCUGCUGAACGUGACUGAUUUACCUUUUUGAGGGGUGAAAAAACAGAGCAGUCUGCAUGCAGGAAACUAGAAGAAUAAAGAGCUCAAACCGCAAAACAAAAAUUGAUGUCACAUGUGUGGACAUGCGUCAUGAGUGUAAACUCUGAAAGCUUCUGCCUCCUUUGUCCCGCUAUUGAUGUGAUCGACUGCGCUUACUGCAACCAAAUCACGAGAAAAGGAUGGAAGAUAAGAACCUCUUCCUUGCUUUAUUUCUCUGCUCCAUUUUGCUUUCAACUGCCUAUUCACACAUGAUCUUUGAGGAGAACAGAGACACCAAUCUGGCAACCAGCAACAAAAUGAAACUCCCAGAUCUCCCACCCAUCUCUAUAGUAGAAUUAACCAAAACAUCCCGAAAAGUAAGCAGAAAAGAGGCAGAGAAGAAGAAAGAAUCCAAGAGAAAGACCCAGAAAAGAAAAUCCCGCAGGCCCCGGCCCACACUCCCUGCUAAUUGUGUGGCUACUUGGAAAAAUUGCAAGCCACCCUCCCCCCCGUGCUGUGAUGUCUGCACCUUCUGCCACUGCCGGCUUUUUCAGACUGUCUGCUACUGCCGAGUAGGAAACCCAAACUGCUAAACCCACAGCAGGAAGGCAGUGCUGGAACUCUGUCAUUAACUGCUCCAGAGUUUGUUUCAACCUCUUUUU